Oryzias melastigma (Indian medaka) is the source of this 1108-nucleotide messenger RNA. RefSeq names its product linkage group 14 C11orf54 homolog (gene bkgd). NCBI's taxonomy places the organism in Eukaryota, Metazoa, Chordata, Actinopteri, Beloniformes, Adrianichthyidae. Gene Ontology annotation, molecular function: hydrolase activity, acting on ester bonds; zinc ion binding. Gene Ontology annotation, cellular component: nucleus. The record is from RefSeq and is a predicted model, not a curated record.
GCGUCAGCACUUUCACCACAGCACCAGGAAUGGCAGAAAUGUCCAAAACGGAGAAAGUUCAGCUUCAUGCACCGGAUUUAGAUGAGCUGCGGAGUGUACUGCAGGCUGGACUUGAGGGCAACUUCGCAGAGGUUCGGGUGAGUGUUGUGGAGUGUCCAGAUCUGAGCAAGGAGCCCUUCCAGUUUCCUGUGAAAGGUCUUUGUGGAAGUCCUCGCAUCACUGAUGUUGGAGGUGUACCAUAUCUGGUUCCUCUGGUUCAAAAGGACAAGGAAUAUGACAUGAACGCUAUAUCAAAGGAGGUGGAGCUUCCUGGAGCGUUCCUCCUCGGAGCAGGAGCGGCUCCCUGUAGAAUUAUUGGAAUGAACGCAGAGCUGAUGCCGUUGGUUCUCACUGAGGCUGAGGGCAGGCCUGCCGUUAACAGCAGCUACUUUUCCUCCAUCAACCCAGCCGACGGUCAGUGCCUCCUGGAGAAAUACAGCCAGAAAUUCUCCGACUGUAACUUUGGACUGCUGGGAAAUCUCUAUGCUUGUGAAGGCAAGCCUGGGAAGGUCAUAGAGGUUCAGGCAAAGAAAAGAAUAGGGAGUCACAGUCUGGUGACGGCCCUGAGGAAGACUCUUGAAGCACACUAUCCUGAUAAAAGCCUCGCUCUGGGAGGCACCUUCAUCAUCCAGAAAGGGAAGGCCAAAAUCCACAUCAUGCCGAGAGAGUUCUCGGCCUGCCCCCUCAACACCAACGACGACGUCAACAAGUGGCUCAAGCACUUCGAGGUCAGCGCUCCGCUCAUCUGCCAGUCGGUGCUCGUGUCCAGAGACCCUGGCUUGGAUCUGCGUGUGGAGCACACCCACUGCUUCAGUCACCAUGGAGAAGGAGGUCACUACUACAUAGACACGACUCCAGACAGCGUGGAGUAUUUGGGUUACUUCCUGCCUGCAGAGUUUGUGUACCGGAUCGACAGACCCAAGCACCCACGCUGUUGGGAGAGACUAAAAAAAACCCAGUCAUGUUGCUUUUUAACAGGAUAAUUCAUUAAAAUCAUUUCAAUCCAGGGUUUCUGUCUCCCAUGGUUCUUGUAACUACAAAUGAACUAAUAAAAAUGUUUAAAGUGAAA